AUGGAAUCUGAUUUGAAACCUCCUCUCAUCCGUGCUGCUGAAAGUAACAAUGAAAGAGAGGUAAAGAGACUGCUUGAUGAYGGUGUUGAUGUCAAUGAAACUGAUGACCAGGGCAAAACAGCCUUGUUUUAUGCUGCUCAAAAUGACAUUGAAAGUAUUGCUGUGUUAUUAAUUGAAGCUGGUGCUGAUGUUGAUGUAAAAGAUAACCAAGACAAGACAGCUUUGUUUUAUGCAGCUGCCAAUACAAGUAUACAAGAUGCAUGUAAUAUUCUUGUCGCAUUGGUGGAGAAAGGCRAAGCCUUGGUCAAUGCCACGGAUAUCUAUGGUAGGAACCCGCUCUUUUAUGCCAUAACACAUUCCAUUCCAUUUAUUCGUUAUCUUCUUGACCAUGAAGCGAAUCUGCACGCAGAAGAUAACUGCAAUGUGAGCAUUUUAACAUGUCUUCUUGAACACUGCUUGAUGAAACACGAGAAGCCAUCUAAUCCUACUUUUCUAUCUGAAGUCCUUUCUCUUCUUCUUGAGAGAGGGUUGGAAAGGCAGAGUAUYGUUGAUUCAAUACUUAACCUUGUCUUCUGUAAAGCUCCACUUUUACUUUGUUCAAAUGAAGAAGAAACCGCAAUUCCAGGGUUACUGAAGAUCAGGACAGGUGACAUUUUGAGCGCCUUGAGAGUAGCUGUUCAUUAUGUAGAUGAAAGUAAUAGUAAAAAGAAAGAAUUGAUUUUGGAGGUUGAAGAGAAAAUAAAAAGUGGCAACAUUUUUGAAGCCUUUGACUUGCUUUCUAUAAAGUUGCGAGCAAAGCCAAACAGUACUGAUUCGGCUGGGAAUACUGCUCUCCAUUAUACUACCGUCCUACCACUGAUGGGUGUGCCUCAACAGUCAGUCAUGGAGAUUUGUGAAUUUCUAAGGAAAAAAGGGGUUCAUUUCAGUAAACCAAACCACCAAAGUCAAACACCUCUUCUCUUUUGCUUGUCUGCAAACAACUGGAAAUUAAAAGGUCCAAGUAAUCAGAGUCGUAAGAGAGAACAUACUUCAAGAACUGAUAAAACUGUUGGAAGUAUUUGGUGGUAA
Messenger RNA from Actinia tenebrosa (Australian red waratah sea anemone), 1068 nucleotides. Its product is annotated as putative ankyrin repeat protein RF_0381. The record is from RefSeq and is a predicted model, not a curated record. Lineage: Eukaryota; Metazoa; Cnidaria; Anthozoa; Actiniaria; Actiniidae.